Molecule: messenger RNA, 1404 nt
Organism: Budorcas taxicolor (takin)
Lineage: Eukaryota; Metazoa; Chordata; Mammalia; Artiodactyla; Bovidae
Gene: GABRG3
Product: gamma-aminobutyric acid type A receptor subunit gamma3
Exons: 10
Coding region: 1-1404 (467 amino acids)
Biological process (GO): chloride transport; nervous system process; synaptic transmission, GABAergic
Cellular component (GO): postsynapse; dendrite membrane; synapse
Molecular function (GO): GABA-A receptor activity; transmitter-gated monoatomic ion channel activity involved in regulation of postsynaptic membrane potential; inhibitory extracellular ligand-gated monoatomic ion channel activity
Source: RefSeq, a predicted model, not a curated record
AUGGCCCCGAAGCUGCUGCUGCUCCUCUGCGUGCUCUCCGGCUUGCACGCGCGGACCAGGAAGGUGGAAGAAGAUGAAUAUGAAGAUUCAUCAUCAAACCAAAAGUGGGUCUUGGCUCCGAAAUCCCAAGACACAGAUGUGACUCUUAUUCUCAACAAGUUGCUAAGAGAAUAUGAUAAGAAGCUGAGGCCAGAUAUUGGAAUAAAACCCACUGUAAUUGAUGUUGACAUCUAUGUUAACAGCAUUGGUCCUGUGUCAUCAAUAAACAUGGAAUAUCAAAUUGAUAUAUUUUUUGCUCAGACCUGGACUGACAGUCGCCUUAGGUUCAACAGCACAAUGAAAAUACUUACUCUGAACAGCAACAUGGUGGGGUUAAUAUGGAUUCCAGAUACGAUCUUCCGAAAUUCCAAAACUGCAGAGGCUCACUGGAUCACUACCCCCAAUCAACUCCUCAGAAUUUGGAAUGAUGGGAAAAUCCUUUAUACUUUAAGGCUCACCAUAAAUGCAGAAUGCCAGCUGCAGCUGCACAACUUCCCCAUGGAUGAGCACUCCUGCCCACUGAUAUUCUCCAGCUAUGGCUACCCCAAAGAAGAAAUGAUUUACAGAUGGAGAAAAAACUCGGUUGAGGCAGCUGAUCAGAAAUCCUGGCGGCUUUAUCAGUUUGACUUCAUGGGCCUCAGAAACACCACGGAAAUUGUGCAAACAUCAGCAGGUGACUAUGUUGUCAUGACUAUAUAUUUUGAAUUGAGUAGAAGAAUGGGAUACUUCACUAUUCAAACAUAUAUUCCUUGUAUACUGACUGUGGUUUUAUCCUGGGUAUCAUUCUGGAUCAAAAAAGACGCUACACCAGCAAGAACAGCAUUAGGCAUCACCACGGUGCUGACCAUGACCACGCUCAGCACCAUAGCCAGGAAGUCCUUGCCCCGAGUUUCCUACGUGACUGCCAUGGACCUUUUCGUGACUGUGUGCUUUUUAUUUGUCUUUGCUGCUCUGAUGGAGUACGCUACCCUCAACUACUAUUCAAGUUGUAGAAAACCACCUACCACUAAGAAAAAAACAUCGUUAUUACAUGCAGAUUCCUCGAGAUGGAUUCAUGAAAGGAUAAGCCUACAAGCCCCGUCUAACUAUUCUCUCCUUGACAUGAGGCCACCACCACCUGUAACAGUUACUCUAAACAAUUCCGUGUACUGGCAGGAAUUAGAAGAUACCUGUGUCUAUGAGUGUUUGGAUGGCAAAGACUGUCAGAGUUUCUUCUGCUGCUAUGAAGAAUGCAAAUCAGGAUCUUGGAGAAAAGGACAUAUUCACAUAGACAUCUUGGAACUGGACUCAUAUUCACGGGUCUUUUUCCCUACAUCAUUCCUGCUCUUCAACUUGGUUUAUUGGGUGGGAUACCUCUAUCUCUAA